AGAAAAUCCGGCAGGUUUCUGUCUAAAACGUAUACAAGAGGAAACUUAUUUUUCUUACUCUUUUCACGGCAGUAAAACCUAGUAGAGUAAUUAAGACGGCUGGGCACAUCUGUCGGAACUGAAAAGAACAUUUACUUAAGCCACCGGAGGAGCACGCGUGAGGAGACACCGCUGCGGGAUCCGGCUUCCUGGCGUUCCCGGCUGAGCAUGUCUGUGAAAUUUGAAACUUACGUGGAUCAGGCAUGUAAAACUGCUGAGGAAUUUGCCAAUAUUUACUAUGAAACAAUGGACAAGAGAAGACAAAUUCUUCCCAAGCUGUAUCUGGACACUGCUACUUUAAUUUGGAAUGGUAAUGUUGUUAUGGGGCUGGAUGCCCUAAAUAAUUUCUUUGCGACAUUGCCUUCUAGUGACUUCCAGGUCACUCUUUUGGAUUGCCAACCAGUUCAUGAGCAGGCUACCCAGUCUCAGAGUACAGUUCUUGUUGUAACCAGCGGAACUGUGAAGUUUGAUGGAAACAAGGAACACUACUUCAAUCAGAACUUCCUUCUGACUGCUCAGACCGUGCUUGGAAGCACUGUGUGGAAGAUUGCAAGCGACUGCUUCCGUUUCCAAGAUUGAGCUAUUGACAGAAAAAAUUAUUCUAUGGUCCAUUAGUUCCAGCAAAAUAAGUCUAUGUAAAUUUAUGUAUUUCAUUAUAAAAGCACUAUAAAAUAUUAUGUAGUAAAACAGUUUAUUUACUUUUUAAAAUUCCUACCAGCAUGUUUUCUAGCAGCUGCCAGGUUGGAUUAUUGCCCUUAAGAGCUUUAAUACUAGUUUAUAUGCUUUAUAUGUAGUUGCAUGUAUAGAUAAAUAAACAUUCCAUGAAUACCCUUCUUAAA
Messenger RNA from Jaculus jaculus (lesser Egyptian jerboa), 878 nucleotides. RefSeq names its product nuclear transport factor 2 like export factor 2 (gene Nxt2). The transcript is spliced from 5 exons. The record is from RefSeq and is a predicted model, not a curated record. Gene Ontology annotation, biological process: protein import into nucleus. NCBI's taxonomy places the organism in Eukaryota, Metazoa, Chordata, Mammalia, Rodentia, Dipodidae. Bases 208 to 618 code for a protein of 136 amino acids. Gene Ontology annotation, cellular component: nuclear pore central transport channel.